Molecule: messenger RNA, 540 nt
Organism: Beta vulgaris subsp. vulgaris (sugar beet)
Lineage: Eukaryota; Viridiplantae; Streptophyta; Magnoliopsida; Caryophyllales; Amaranthaceae
Exons: 1
Coding region: 1-540 (179 amino acids)
Source: RefSeq, a predicted model, not a curated record
AUGGAAGUCUUAAUUACUCGUAAUGAAUUCUUCAAACAAAGGCCAGCCGCCACUGGUAGACUUGGUGCUUCUGGAUUACAAAAGUGCACAACAGCUAUACGAUUGUUAGCAUACGGCACAUCAGCUGAUUCAGUGGACGAUUAUCUACGAAUCAGUGCAUCUCUUGCAAGAGAUUCAUUGCAACAUUUUGUUGAAGGGGUUGUCUCUCACUUUGGUGAUGAAUAUGUGAGACGACCUACUGAAACAGAUUUAAAUAGAUUAUUAUUUGCAGCUGAACAAUGGGGAUUUCCAGGCAUGAUGGGUUGUAUUGAUUGCAUGCACUGGCGGUGGAAAAAUUGCCCGACUCAAUUUAAAGGAAUGUAUUCUGGAAGACCUGGUAAACCGACAUUGAUUCUAGAAGCCAUUGCCUCAUCAUAUAAUUUGUGGAUCUGGCAUGCUUUCUUCGGAACACCAGGUAGGUGUAAUGAUAUUAAUGUUCUUGAUAGAUCUCCAUUGUUUAACGAUGUUUUUGAAGGUCGUGCACAGUUAACUUUGUUGUAA